GGAUUAUAUGAAGCAAACUUUGUAUAAAAACCAGAGCACUCCUCAAGAAAUUAUUCAGUUGCCAGCAUAACCAGAAUAAACAUGUACGCUAAGUUGAUCGUCGCUCUUUGCGCCUUAGGCGUCGCCCACGGCAGUGGCCUCUUGGCGGCCGCUCCAGUAGCGUACAGCAGCCACGCUAUCGCGGCUCCCGCUAUUGUCACCAAGACCAUCAGCCCCGCUGUCUCUUCGGUGUCUUCCUACUCGACCCACACAGCACACGCUGCACCUAUCGCCACCUACGCUGCCGCCCCUGCCAUCGCUACCAGCUACGCUGCCGCACCAGCCAUCGCUACAUCCUACGCCGCCGCCCCGGCUAUCGCCACAUCCUACGCCGCUCCCGUAGUGACCAAGACCAUCUCGCCAGCCACUACUUCCUACUCUUCUUACUCGACCCAAACCGCUCACGGUUCUCCCGUCGCGACCUAUGCCGCUCCCGCCGUCGCCGUACACUCCGCCCCCGCUGUGGCCGUAGCUGCCGCUCCCGCCGUGGCCGUGUCCCGCACCAUUGCCCCCGCUGUGUCUUCCUACUCUUCUUACUCCACCCAGACCGCUCAUGGAGCUAGAGCAUACGCCGCUCCCGCAUAUGCAUCAUACGCUGCUGGUCCCGCGUAUGCCUCAUACGCCGCUGCUCCCGCGUAUGCCUCAUACGCCGCUGCUCCCGCGUAUGCCUCAUACGCCGCUGCUCCCGCGUACGCCUCAUACACCGCUGGACCCGCGUAUGCCUCUUACGCCGCACCCGCGUACUCCUCUUACAAGACCUAUGCUGCUCCCGCCUACUCCGCGUACGCUGCACCUGCCUACUCCACCUACGCUGCGGCUGCACCCGUCCUCAGAUCAGCUGUGUCGUACUCUGCUGCACCCGCCGUGUCUCACAUUGCCUACAAAGCUCACGGUGCCAACUAUGCCUGGUGAACUGAAUCAAUUGUUGUACCUGUAAAUAUGUAAUUAACGAAUAAAAUUACUUGCAAAUGAGAA
Messenger RNA from Vanessa tameamea, 1014 nucleotides. RefSeq names its product cuticle protein 16.5-like (gene CPFL4). The coding region runs from base 82 to 951 and encodes 289 amino acids. The record is from RefSeq and is a predicted model, not a curated record. Lineage: Eukaryota; Metazoa; Arthropoda; Insecta; Lepidoptera; Nymphalidae. The transcript has 2 exons.